ACACUGUCUCUCUCCCUCCUAAUAAUUAAGUCUAUUUUUUCUCAUCUUAUGAACUAGAACUGAACACACCUAAUUUAAGUUAUUUUUCAUGAUUACUCUUAUCAGAGCAGAUCUAAUUAAUUUCUUGUUCUUAUCAUCAUCGAUCAUCAUUACUCCGGCUCAGUUGCUUGCUCUCACACACACACCUAAAUCGCUUAAAUCUUAACACAUUUUUAUCAAGCCUGUAAAAUACUGAAGAUAUUUUUGUCUGAUAUCAUCUCACCUCAUCAACAUCAUCAUAAUAAAGUUGAUAUUUUCUCUGAAAAGUAAGAAAAAUAAUCGAAAAAUUAAAGAAACUUCUUUGUCGACGGGGAAAAAACACAAAGGACAAUAGCAGUACUACUACUACUAAUAAUAAUAGUAAUAUUAUUAUGAACUUUAAUUCUUGAGUACAUACAUCAUUUGAUUGAUUAUUGAAUUCCUCGAAGAGAAGACUUUUGAUAGCACUUUAUAAAUCUAUACAAUACGAAAAUCAGCGCUCAUUUUGAUCGUCUACAUAUAUUUCUGAUAACUGUACUCGGUGGGAUAUUGAUUUCAUCUUUAUUACAGGAGUUAUUUCGCGCCAAAAUAUAAUGUUUCCUAUGACAGCGUUUCCAUUGAAUCCUGUUAACUGUGGUCGAACAUCAACAGACUUAAUAUGGCCAAGUCCUGGAACACUUCAAGGCAUUGGAUCUGGAUUGAACUGUGAUCCAUUGAUGUAUAACAAUCAUAAUUCUUCAUCAUUAUCAUCACCAUCAAAUCAUGGUGUAAUAAAUAAUUCAGCCGGGAUAUUCAGUGGAGCGUCAAAUUUUCUUUCACGACCCAACUAUAACUGUGGUGUAAAUCAAACCUAUCGACUACAACAACAACAACAACAACAACAGAAUUCAACAAAUUAUUUAAACGAAGAGAUAACGAAUCAAUGCAAUGACAGUAUCGAUGUUAGUGGUGUUAACGCCACCAGUAAUACAGAUUCACAUUUGCCAAAUGAAAAAUCCCAAAUAACAACUAUAGCCAAUAAAUCAUCAACACUGGUCGAUAUGACAACAAAAACGGAAUGUUUGCCUCAAAUUGGUAAAUUCCCUACAACAUUAUCAAGUACAGAGAAGAGUGAAGCUCAAAGCGUUACAAAUUAUGACAGUUGGUCUCGUGAACACCGGAAAAAGCAUAAAAAAUCAAAAAUGCAUUCAUCAGCUAAUUCAGCUGAAAAUGAUUCCUUAAGAAGUAAGACAACAUUAUCGUCUACAAAGGCAUCACCACACCCCAUCUAUGUAGAUGAAUCUGUUGAUGGCUUAUAUCAUAAGUUGAAUGGAAUUUCUGAUGACAUCACAGCAUCAGUUAGUGGAGGAGUAUUAUCAGCUUCGAAGACAAGACCAUCGGAUAUGAAGGAAACAUCUGAAGACUAUUCAUCGAAUGUUAAUGAAGAGGAUGAGGAGGAGCAGGCGGUGGAAGAAGCAGGAAAUUAUCCAUUCAAUAUGUUUUCUACUCCAGGUCAUAAUAAUAAUAAUCAUAAUAAUAAUUUCCCUGGUUCUAUAUCAACUGGUGAUUAUGAUAAUCGUUAUAAUGCUUCAUCAUUCCGACAAUAUGAUCAGUGUCAGUCAUCAUCAUCAUCAUUAUCUCGUCAUGAUGAGAAUAUAAAACGUACAUUGAAUAAUAUAAUUAAUAUGAAUUAUUCAGUAAGACCACAUCAUUCUCAGUAUACAGAGAAUUCAGGUAUAGACGAAGAAACGUAUAAAACAAUGAUAAAUACAAGUAAUCCUGAUGAUAUUGUCACUUCAUCAAGCAAUCCGAGUAGUAUUGAAAGGCGAUUAAAUAAUCAAUCAACAGAAUUAGACUCAGACGCCUGGAACACGUCGAUUCAUUCACAGUAUUCACAAAAUAUCCUGCCACAACAGUUGGCAUCAUUUUAUUCAAGUUGUUCAAAUGAGCUGGCUUUAAGACAAAGUUUAUUAUUCAAUUCACAUCAAAAUCAAAAUCAUAGUUUGGAGACAGGAAAUUAUUCCAUGUAUCCCCAUCAUCAUCAGCAUCCUUCUCAUCAUUCUCAUCCACAUCAGUCUGAAUCUGGACGUCAUACAUCAACAUCAUCUUCAUCUCCUCCUCCCCCUCCUCCUCUUCCACCACUACCAGGGCCCGCAGCAGCAGCAGCAACAACAAUGUCAACAAUGCCAACCAGUAUAGAGCAUAAUUCUUCCACUGGAAUGAGUCGUAAUGAAAUGGAAUUUUUAAGUAAUUUCAAUAAAUUAUCCUCUGAUGAAGUGGUUAAAUUUACUACUACUGCUAAUAAUAACAACAGUGAACCGAAUGAUAUAAAAGUCGUUACAAAGUUCAAUAAUGCAAUACAACAGCAGCAACAACAAGGGACAAGACGAAUGAUAAAUGGUCCAUUAGGGCAGAAUAAUUUAGAUGUAUGCAAGUUACCAUAUCAACAGCAUCAACAAUCACAACAUCGACAAGGAGCUGCUGGUGGUGUUGGUGGUCAAAUGAUUGAUGAUAUAAGCGCAGCAUAUCAUUCAGCUGCAGCUAUGGCAGCAGCUGCAGUAGUUGCACAAGCUGCAGUGGCUAGUGCAAAUGUGACAGGUCAUCAAAAUCAUCCUCACCUUCAUCAUCAUCAUCCCCAUCCCCAACCCCAUUCACAUCCUCAUUCUCAUUCUUCACUUCAACAUUCUAUCCCACUAACACAACACCAACACCACCAUCAACAACAACAACAUUUGCAAUCACAACAGCAACAACAACAACAACAAUCACAGUUCACUGAAAGUGAACAUUCCAUUAUGCAUCCACAUAAUACAGAACAAUAUAGUAUGAAUACUAGUAAUAAUAGUAAUGGUAGUAGUAGUAAUAAUAGUAAUAAUAUAUUACAUCAAUCACAAUAUAAUAAUAUGAUGAAUCAAAGUCUAGGAUUAUUUCCUCUUAUGAACAAUUCGAAUUCGUUGAAUACAACAAUACAAAGUAUGAAUAAUAAUAAAACAAUGAAAAAUAAAAAGCUUACAGUUACAGAAGGAAGAGAAUGCGUGAACUGUGGGGCUACAAGCACACCAUUGUGGAGACGAGAUGGUCAAGGCAAUUAUUUAUGUAAUGCUUGUGGAUUAUAUCAGAAAAUGAAUGGUCAAAAUCGUCCAUUAAUUAAGCCUAAAAGAAGACUGCAAUCUUCGAGUAGACGUACUGGUACUAUAUGCUCCAAUUGCCGUACAAUAACAACAACAUUAUGGCGCCGAAAUACAAAUGGUGAACCUGUCUGUAAUGCAUGUGGACUUUAUUUCAAAUUGCAUAAUAUUCAACGACCAAUAUCAAUGAAAAAGGAUGGAAUUCAAACACGUAAUCGUAAAGUAUCUCAAAAGACAAAAAAGCAUAAAUUUGGUUUUUAUUCAGAACUUUCUGAUUUACCAGUUGACUAUUUAAUGAAAACACCAUUACACCGGUUUGGUGCAGCUGCAGCAGCAGCUGCUGUAGCAGCAUCAAAUCACUUUGCAUGUACUACUCGUUGUCUACAAACUAUUCCGCCUAGUUCACCGAAUUCUAUGUGUAAUCCUUAUUUAACUGGUUAUUUUUCUGAUGGAAAUAUCAAUAGUGGGAAUAUAUUGAAUGGGAUAAAACAGCAUAAAGAUAAUGGAAGAGGUGAAUUAGAUCAUUCUGAUGAAGUUGGUCAGUUUACUGAUGUUACAAAAGCAUUUCAUGCUACAUUCGGUAGUUUAACAAAUAAUACUGGAGAAGAGAUUAGACAUUCCAGUUUAUUAAAUAACAAUAAUAAUAAUGAUAAUAACAAUAAUAAUAAUAGUGGUAGUAAUCAUUUCCAACUGCCUUCUCCACAUCACCACUCACAAAUUCAUUCUCAACACCAUCUCGAACAACAACAACAGCAACAACACCAACAGCAACAGUACCUUCAAAAACAACUGUCUCAACAGACAAAUCCUGUCAACUUUACAAGUGAUCUUUAUAACCAACAGGCAUCUUCUUUAAUAAAUAGUAAUAAUCAUCAACAAAUGAAUGAAAAGUACUCAAGAUAUCAAAAAUCGAAUUAUAAUUCUGGACUAAUGUAUAAUCAUUCUACUAGUGAUGAACAGAAUGCUGCUGCUGCUGCUGCCGUUUCCAAUAACAACAAUAAUGGUAACGGAAAUUCAGAAUGUGCGCCAUUAGGUGUGAAAACCUCAAGCCUAGUUCAUCAUUCACCUACAGAUGUUGUAAUGCUACAAUGGAAUUCCCACUUACGAUCUACACCGAAUCAAUUAGACGGAGGUGUUGGAAAUUUCAGUCCUAAUUCUUUAUAUAAUCGUCAGCAUAUUAGUAGCCAUAGUAGUAGUAGCAGUAGUAGUAGCUGCGCUGGUGGAAGUGUUACACACCCUUAUUAUAAUCAGCCAGAUAAAAAUGACUCGGAUCAAAUCGAUAAUAAUAAUAAUAACAAUAAUUUAACAGAUUCCAUAAAUCAUCAUUCUGUUUUAUUGUCAUCAGCAGAACAUCGAAGUAAUGGACAGGAUUUAUUGCAUUGUCAUGAAAUGAAAGUCUGUACGGAUACUUUAACUCCAAAUUCACCGAAUAGAAGAGGUAAUCUUGACAACGGCUCAUUUUCUGCGGGCAAUUAUCAUCAUAACAAUAAUCAAAAUUUAGAGUCUGUUAAACCACAAAAGCAAGAACAACCACAACCACAACAUCAGUUAACAAAUCAUUCUGAAUUAGGAGGAGGAGGAGCAUUCCCUUAAAUUGUCUUUACCUUCUUAUUGUCUAGUUAUUUAUUCGGUUGUGAUAUUUGCACAUACUUACACGCAUAUAUACAUAUAUAUAUAUACGUAGCCAUUUCAACUUCCUACAUUCUUGUGUAAAUCGUCUAGUGUACACGUCAUCAUAACAUGUUGUAUUGGAGACAAAAAAAGAAACAGCCUAUUUGAAGCAGUAGAUCCUAACUUCAAGGGGUUAUCGCAACAAUGAAUAGUCGGUAUAUAUAUGUAUUCUUACUGCUUAUCUUCAGGCGGUUUAUUUCAUUCCAUGCAGUAUAGCCAUCCCUUGUCGAGGAGAGAAUAACACUUCACUUCAAGAAUCAUUCAAAGGAUGAUUGCAAUAUGGAAGAAGAAAGCCCUUUCUGUCUCUCUCCCUUUCUCUCCAACACAAACACAUACGCACACAAACAGGCACAUGCACAUGUCCAUGCAGGAACAGAUUUUAAGGGCGGAUUUAAAAAUUAUCGUAUUAUACUUCUCUUCGUUACUUUAAAUAAAAAAGAAAGAAAGAAAAAAACUCUAUACUACACUAACUUGAUGACCAUUAUUACUGCUUUGCAUUUUUAUUCUAUAUUCUACAUAAAAGUAAAUCUAAUCUAGGCGUGUCACUAAACUCCAACAAAACGCAACAACAACAUCAUUGAAGUCAUCCUGUUUCGGUAAAGUCGAAUUGCCUAGUGUAAUCAUCAAGACUGGGUGUAGGCGCGUGUGUGUAUGUGUUUACGAAUGUUUGAGUGUGCACAAGGCUUCAUAUAACCCGCUUCACGCAAAAAUUCAGAUUAUUGUAACAUUCACCAUUAUUAUUAUUAUUAUCCUGUUUGUUUUCAGAAAGAGAACAGCAUUAACACACAUGCAUUAUGAUUUUUGAACCUACUAUUCCCUUUCUACUCUGAUUGAAAAGUUUGUUGUUUAUGCAUACAAUAAACUCGACCUUUUCUUUUAGUUCUACAUUUGAAUUGAAAAUAUUUUAAAUAUUUUAUUGCAAUAAGUAUUAACAUAUAAUGGAUUAUAAUAAUGAGUUGAAAAAUAUAUAAUUCUUUAUUCAAAUUCUAUUAAACGCAAUUUAUUUUCCUUCAUCUUUUUUUAAAAAAGGCAAAACAAUUUCUACUCCUUAUAAAAAUGAUAUUUAAAGUAAUCAGAGUGAUGUAAAACUGUCAAAUGAUUACUACUCAAACUACUACUACUACUACUUAUCGAUGUGUGAAAGUAGUAUGUAUGACUUACAUUUUAGAUAAAAAGGUGAUAUCUAUGCGUACAACCUAUGCCUAAACUGUAUGUACAUAUAGACAUUUAAAUAUC
Trichobilharzia szidati is the source of this 6032-nucleotide messenger RNA. The record is from the annotation of a GenBank genome assembly. NCBI's taxonomy places the organism in Eukaryota, Metazoa, Platyhelminthes, Trematoda, Strigeidida, Schistosomatidae.